CCAAAAGGCUGUGCGAUAUUUAAAAACCGUUGAAGCAACCUUCUUGUGCUCUAUUGCAAUUCGUAAUUUGUAUCUUUGUGUCAUAAAAUGGUGCGCGCGCAUAAUUUCAAUCUAAUUUACGGCGUUUUUGUAGUGAAAUUUGCUUUCGCCGCCACUGCUGCUGUUGCUACAGAGAACGGUAAUGAUAUAAAUGCGCUUUAUAUGCAUCAACUGUUCAACAAUAUUAAUACAAACGUUGAUCCAUGUGAGGACUUUUAUGCCUACGCCUGCGGUAAUUGGGCACAAAACUAUAACGCUGACGCGUAUGUUGAUGUGCCUGGUUAUAUGGACCAUAAAGUGAAUCAGCAGUUGCUGGACGCAUUGCUCGCAUCUAAGGCGACAAAUGAAAGUGCUGUGGCCCAGCAAGCCUGGCAAUACUAUGAAUCGUGCAUGACACUCAAAGCGCCCGCGCUGAAUGCAUUUCUGCGUUACGUGCAACAGGCAUUGCACUUUGAAUGGCCCAUAUUUCGCGCUGAUUGGCAGCGACCUUGGCAGAAUGCCACACACUUCGAUUGGUUGCGGGUAAUUGGUGGCUUACGCGCUUAUGCGCUGAAUGGCGUGUUUAUCAUGCAACAUGUGAAUGUACGACUCACCAACGGUACGCACUACUUGCUGGAGUUGCAUGCGCAGCAACCGGCGGUGGUAAGGGCGUCGUCGUCACUACCGUUGCGGCACCAGGAUGUUGAAGAUAUAUUUAUCAAUUUCGGUUUGACAGUGGAGGAGGCGCACAAUGUAAGCGCCGACGUUAUGGCGCUAGAACAGGCCAUGAAUGAUGCAACCAGUGCUUUUGCGUUACUGAAUGCCAACACGUUGAAUGUAAGCGAUACUAAUGCGACGCGCGCCAAUUUGACCAGCUUGGAGAUGAAUGUGGCCGAUUUAAUGGAGUUGGUGCCACAAAUUGAUUGGCGCAAGUACUUGGAACACGCGCUCGGUCGUGCGGUGGAUUUAGAGAAACAGCUAGUGCAAACCUACUCCUACGAUUUGCCGUACUUUCGCCAAUUGACCAAUGUGCUUGCCGCACAUUCAAAUGAAACAAUUGCUUACUAUAUAAUGCUGAAGUUUAUGUAUCAAUUGAGUGCCGAUUUGCCAGCCUCCGUGCUCGCUGCGGACAAGUCUACGCAUUGUGUACGCCUGCUGCGCGGUUAUAUGCCAUUAGCGGCUAAUUACCUUUACGAGGAACAUUUUUAUAAACAUAGGCGUGCCGCGAGUGAUGCCGCGCUCCAGCGCAUGUAUAAUAAAUUGCGCACCAACUUCGCACAACUGGUCGCUGCCAACACAAUGCAGCUGAACGCCAGCGAACGCGCUUACAUACUCGACGAGCUGAGCGGCAUGCAGCUGCGCAUCGGUAAUGUGCCUUAUGCAGCGGAGAAUUUGACACGUUUUGUGGAGAAGUACUAUGCGGAUGUGCGCAUGAAUGCAAGCGAUUUUUAUUUCAAUCAUAUACAGCUGAUCCACAGCAAUGUGCGACGCAUGCAGGCGAAGUUACUGAAUUUACCACGCGCGGCUAAUGCAUCGCAGCUGGUUUACGAGCAUGAUUUCGAAACGGCAAGCUCUUCUUCACCGGUGAAGAUUUUCGAUAAUGUAGUGCUUGUGCCAUAUGGAUAUUUACAGCUACCGCUGUAUGAUCAUCGACUUGAUGCGCUGCUGCAGUAUUCGCUUUUCGGCUUCAUACUUGCGCACGAGAUAAUGCACGCUUACGAUCUGUUUCACAUUAUUUACGAUCAUAAAGGUAAUUUCAAUGCGCUGGGUUUGGAUGUGGCGGAGCACUAUUGGGAUUUCAUUAACUGUACGCAACAGACGCAGCUGAAUGAUGUACUCUCCGAGAAUAUGGCCGAUGUGGCGGGUUUGCGUCUGGCCUACCAAACAUAUUUCGGUGCAGAUGAGGAGGUCGGCGCGGUUUCGGAUAAAUCACACCACAUUGCUGAUACUGAUGUGGCAAAUGAACCAAAGACAGCUACAACGCAUUCUGAAAAAGCUAAUGCGGAAAUUAGUAAGCCACUUGCCUCUGAUAAUAAUGCAAUUCCAGGUAAUUUGGCAAACGCUACGCCAGAUGAGGUCUCAUUAUCGCUACUGCACGGCAAUUUCACACGCCCACAAUUGUUUUUCAUCAAUUCGGUGCAAUUUUUGUGUGCUAAUAUGCCGCGCAUUGAGGCGAUGGACGUGAAAGUACUGCACCUCGGCCAUGAUAUGCAUCAUGUGCGAGUGCGGCGUAAUUGGGCGAAUUUGGAGCAUUUUGCGACCGCAUUUCAGUGUGCGCGUGAUACGCCGAUGAAUCCGAGCGAAAAAUGUCGAUGGUGGUGAGCGGUUGAGUGAAUGUGCAAGAGCAGAGUAUGCGGUCGUCCGCGGUGCGGCAUUGGCCCGUUCAUAAGCGGAUUACAAUUUUCUAAUUUCAAAUGUGUAUAUGUGUGUGAAAAGAAACGAUUUAUGUUAAUAGCAAAUCGUGAACUUAUUUUUGUUAAAGUUUUCGCUUUUGACGCGGUUGGAAUGCUUGCAAAAAAUGUAGCUUACAACUGAAUACGUAAACAGUUUAUAAUUUUUACUCUUGACCGCCUUUAAGUAUGUAACAAAUUUGUAUGCCUUGUUUAAGAACUAUUUGUACAUUUUAUGAUAGCGUUUGCAACUUACCGUUUGUGUUGGUUUUUUAUUUAUGUAUGUAUUUCCGUAGACCGAAUUGUAAUUCCAAAGUUAUUUCUG
Messenger RNA from Rhagoletis zephyria (snowberry fruit fly), 2733 nucleotides. RefSeq names its product neprilysin-11-like. Gene Ontology annotation, cellular component: plasma membrane. The record is from RefSeq and is a predicted model, not a curated record. Lineage: Eukaryota; Metazoa; Arthropoda; Insecta; Diptera; Tephritidae. Gene Ontology annotation, molecular function: metalloendopeptidase activity. Gene Ontology annotation, biological process: protein processing.